This is a messenger RNA of Alnus glutinosa, 1558 nucleotides long. Its product is annotated as transcription factor TCP14. Bases 295 to 1443 code for a protein of 382 amino acids. Gene Ontology annotation, molecular function: sequence-specific DNA binding; DNA-binding transcription factor activity. Gene Ontology annotation, cellular component: nucleus. The record is from RefSeq and is a predicted model, not a curated record. NCBI's taxonomy places the organism in Eukaryota, Viridiplantae, Streptophyta, Magnoliopsida, Fagales, Betulaceae. The transcript has a single exon.
UAAAGCUAGCUAGCUUGCCCUCCUUAUCCUCUCUCCAUCUCUAGAGAUCGAGUAGUAGAGACUAGAGAGUAGAAGAAAGAGAGAGAGAGGUAGUCGUCGAUAUAUCCCCCCAACAACAACACAUGAAUGAAAGAGAGGAAAAACACAGUCUUUUAUAUAUAUAGGGAGAGAGCGUAAGAGAGAGACCCACCAAAAGAUUAAAUUAAAGGGUCCGGCCUCACUCAACUCACACACACAGUCUCUCUCAUAAAGAAGCAAAUUUUAGACUGGACCUCUAGCUAUUUCCAUGCGAUCAUGGAAGGAGGCGAUGAGCUCAACCGCCCUAAUUUCCCCUUCCAGUUGCUAGAGAAGAAGGAAGACGACCCCUGUUCCACCUCCGCCGGCUACCCUUCCCUUGACAUAUGCGCCCCCGAGCCCAACGCCAUCAUACCCGUCGCUGAACCCUCCAAGAAGCCGCCGCCAAAGAGAGCUUCCACCAAGGACCGACACACCAAGGUCGACGGCCGAGGCCGCCGUAUCCGAAUGCCUGCACUCUGCGCCGCCAGGGUCUUUCAGCUCACGCGCGAGCUGGGUCACAAGUCCGACGGCGAGACCAUCGAGUGGCUGCUCCAGCAAGCCGAGCCGGCAGUGAUCGCCGCCACUGGAACCGGCACCAUCCCCGCCAACUUCACUUCGCUCAAUAUAUCGCUCAGGAGCUCCGGCUCCAGUAUGUCCGUCCCCUCCCAACUAAGAUCCUCCUACUUCGGUCCAAAUUACUCGAUGCAGCAGCAAAGCCGGCGAAGCUUGUUUCCCGGAAUUGGAUUGUCCUCCGAAACUGGCUCGUCCACGCUCCUCAAUUUUCAGUCUUCUACCGGCAUGAACUCCAUGCUGCAAGCGAAGCAAGAGUUGCGUGACGCGACGUCGUCUCUGGAAUUGUCGGAGACGACGGAGGAUAGCAUAGGAGGAGGAAGGAAGAGGAGGCCGGAGCAGCAGGACCUAAUGUCGCAGCACCAAAUGGGGAGCUACUUGAUGCAGUCGAGCACAGGGGCGAUUCCGGCCAGCCACGGUCAGAUUCCGGCCAACUUCUGGAUGCUUGCUAAUUCUAAUAACCAGGUUAUGAGUGGUGACCCGAUAUGGACGUUUCCUUCUGUUAACAACAGUGCUGCUGCUUUGUAUAGGGGCACCAUGUCUAGUGGCUUACAUUUCAUGAAUUUUCCUCCCCCAGUAGCCCUAAUGCCUGGCCAACAACUCGGCUCAGGAAUGGGCAGCGGCGGCGGUGGCGGCGGUGGCGGCGGCAGUGGCAAUAACAGUAUGAGUGAAGGGCACUUGAAUAUGCUUGCCGGGUUCAAUCCGUAUCGGCCGAUAUCUGGCACAAGUGUUUCGGAGUCUCAGGCAAGCGGUUCCCAUUCGCAUCACGGUGGUGGCGGAGAUGAUCGGCACGACACAACUAGUCAUCAUUCAUAGAUCAUCAUCAUCAUCACCAUCCCCCACCCCCACAUCACAUGUGUACUAGUUUGAUGUGUAACACACGUGAGGCUUGAUUGCUCUUAAAAAUUUGAGUUUUAUUAUUUCCCAAAUA